Saccharomyces kudriavzevii IFO 1802 is the source of this 1599-nucleotide messenger RNA. It is a transcript of the gene HFD1, whose product is annotated as hexadecenal dehydrogenase. Gene Ontology annotation, biological process: aldehyde metabolic process. Lineage: Eukaryota; Fungi; Ascomycota; Saccharomycetes; Saccharomycetales; Saccharomycetaceae. Bases 1 to 1599 code for a protein of 532 amino acids. The transcript has a single exon. The record is from RefSeq and is a predicted model, not a curated record. Gene Ontology annotation, molecular function: aldehyde dehydrogenase (NAD+) activity. Gene Ontology annotation, cellular component: cytoplasm.
AUGCCCAACUGUGAUGCUAUGAUUUUGCCUUACACCCCUCUACCUGAAAUAGAUCAAAAAGUGCAGGCCUCUAGAGAUUUCUUCUUUGACAAACAAUUGAAAUUGUCCCAUGAAAGUGACCCCAGAAAAAAAGAUCUACAGUCUAGACAGUUCCAGUUGAAGAAACUUUAUUAUGCCGUGAAAGAUCAUGAAGACGAACUAAUCGACGCUAUGUAUCAAGACUUCCAUCGAACCAAGUUAGAAUCGGUUUUCAGCGAAACAACCAAACUCAUGAACGAUAUACUUCACUUGAUCGAAAUUUUACCUAAAAUGAUGAAACCCCGUAAAAUAUCCGACUAUUCUCCCCCAUUUAUGUUUGGUAAAACAGUUGUGGAAAAGAUUUCAAGAGGUAGCGUCUUAAUUAUUGCUCCUUAUAAUUUCCCUGUACUUCUAGCAUUGGCUCCGUUAGCUGCUGCUCUUGCUGCAGGUAAUUCUAUUGUUUUGAAGCCAAGUGAAUUAACACCGCACACUGCCAUUGUUAUGGAAAAGCUACUGGCCGCCGCUGGUUUUACCAGCGGAUUGAUUCAAGUGGUCCAGGGAGCUAAAGAUGAGACUAGCAAGUUACUAGAUUGUGGAAAAUUUGACCUAAUAUUCUACACGGGCUCUCCACAUGUAGGUUCGAUAGUUGCUGAAAAGGCAGCAAAAAGCUUAACACCUUGCGUACUCGAAUUGGGUGGUAAAUCACCCACCUUCAUCACAGAAAAUUUUAAUUCUAAUAAUAUAAAGACCGCCUUAAAAAGAAUUUUUUUUGGAGCCUUUGGGAAUUCUGGCCAAAUUUGCGUCUCCCCAGAUUAUUUAUUAGUGCAUAAAUCCAUGUAUCCAAAGGUCAUUGAGGAGUGCAAGUUAGUAUUGGAUGAGUUUUUUCCAACUUUUGACAAAGAAACGGAUCUCACUCGCAUGAUCCACAAGCGUGCCUAUAAAAAUACUAUGGAGAAAUUAAAUACAACUAAAGGGUCCAAAAUUUCACCUUCAAAAACUUUAACCAGUUUAGAUGCCGAUGAUUUAUGCAUUGUACCACCUACCGUAAUUUAUAACAUUGAUUGGAAUGAUCCAUUGAUGAAACAAGAAAAUUUUGCACCUGUUUUGCCUAUUAUCGAGUACGAUAGUCUUGAUGAGACCAUCGAUGAGAUAAUAAAAGAGCACGAUACUCCAUUAGUGCAAUAUAUUUUUUCUGAUAGUCAAUCAGAAAUAAAUCAUAUCUUGACACGCUUGAGAUCUGGUGGUUGUGUUAUCGGUGACACUGUGGUUCAUGUGGCCAUUACUGACGCUCCAUUUGGAGGGAUAGGCAAUUCAGGUUAUGGUAACUAUGGUGGAUUGCAUGGUUUCAAUACCUUCAGCCACGAAAGAACAAUUUUUAAGCAGCCAUAUUGGAAUGAUUUUACCCUUUUCAUGAGAUAUCCUCCGACUAAUGCUCAAAAGGAAAAAUUGCUCCGUUUCGCAUUGGAAAGAAAGCCUUGGUUCGAUAGAAAUGGUAAUGACAAAUGGGGUUUGCGCCAAUAUUUUUCGUUAUCAGCUGUAUUCAUGCUAAUUAGUGCCAUUUGCGCCUAUCGUUCUUCUUGA